Cygnus atratus (black swan) is the source of this 1116-nucleotide messenger RNA. RefSeq names its product galanin receptor 2 (gene GALR2). Gene Ontology annotation, biological process: G protein-coupled receptor signaling pathway. NCBI's taxonomy places the organism in Eukaryota, Metazoa, Chordata, Aves, Anseriformes, Anatidae. The coding region runs from base 1 to 1116 and encodes 371 amino acids. The transcript has 2 exons. The record is from RefSeq and is a predicted model, not a curated record. Gene Ontology annotation, cellular component: membrane. Gene Ontology annotation, molecular function: G protein-coupled receptor activity.
AUGAACGGGUCGGCGCUGGGCUCCGGGGGGGGCUGGCAGCCCGAGGCGGUGCUGAUCCCGCUGGCGUACCUCCUCAUCUUCCUCGUGGGCACCGUGGGCAACUGCCUGGUCCUGGCGGUGCUGCUGCGCAACGGGCAGGUGAACAACACCACCAACCUCUUCAUCCUCAACCUGGGGGUGGCCGACCUCUGCUUCAUCCUCUUCUGCGUCCCCUUCCAAGCCACCAUCUACACGCUGGAGGGCUGGGUCUUCGGGCCCUUUCUGUGCAAGGCUGUCCACUUCUUCAUCUACCUCACCAUGUACGCCAGCAGCUUCACCCUGGCCACCGUCUCCCUCGACAGGUAUUUGGCCAUCCGCUACCCCCUGCACUCGCGGGAGCUGAGGACGCCCCGGAACGCCCUCACGGCCAUCUGCCUCAUCUGGGGGCUCUCCUUCGUUUUCUCGGGCCCUUACCUCAGCUACUACCAGCAGUUCCAGCUGGCCAACCUGACCGUCUGCCACCCCAUCUGGGACAUCUCCCGCCGCAAGGCCAUGGACCUCUGCACCUUCGUCUUCAGCUACCUCGUCCCGGUGCUGAUCCUCAGCCUCACCUACACGCGGACCAUUCGCUACCUGUGGAGGUCCGUGGACCCCCUCCAGGACAUGUCGGAGUCCAAGGCGGCCAAGAGGAAGGUCACCAGGAUGAUCAUCAUCGUCGCCGUCCUGUUCUGCCUCUGCUGGCUGCCCCAUCACCUGCUCAUCCUCUGCGUCUGGUUCGGGUACUUCCCCCUCAACCAUGCCACCUACGUGCUCCGCGUCCUCUCGCACCUCGUCUCCUACGCCAACUCCUGCGUCAACCCCAUCGUCUACGCCCUCGUCUCCAAGCACUUCCGCAAGGGCUUCAAGAAGAUCUUCAUCUGCCUCCUGCAGAAGAGGGCGGCCAACAAGGUGCACGCGGCCCAAGCGACCAACACGGUGAGCACGCUGGAGGCAGAGCUCAGCGAGGUGACCCAGGCCCUGCCCCGCCGCUGCUCCGCGCGCUGCGAGGUCCCGGCCGGGCCCUGGGGGGAGGCCGAGGCAGCGGGGGGACAGCAGCAGGGAGCAGCCGGCUCCUUCAUCACCUUCAAUGUCACCUAG